GAGGAGGAGACCGGGGAGCGGAGUCCGGACUGCGGGGAUAAACAAACACACGCAGGGGGAAGCUGACCUUCCUCACGGAACCAGCGCACGGUCCAGCCGGGUUGAGCCAGGGGACGUCGCCCCGUCUCCUUCCCCCUCUCUCCCCUCCUCGGAGUCGGCUUACGUGACGCGGUACCCGUCCCGGCUGCGGCGGCGAGGCGAGCCCGGAGACAUGACGGAGCUGAGGAGGCGAGCCGGCGGAGACCCGGACAGCACCGACAACGCCAGCGACAAGGAGACGUACGGUGACGACAGGCUGAGCCUGCCGGGGGAUGCGGAGGGUGAAUGUGAGGGCGACUCCAAAGCAGACACUCCCGAUGUCCCUCCGUCCACAGCCGACACCGACAACACUCCACAGUGUCUGAACAAAGCUCUGGAGGGGCUGCCGCCCAGAUGGAAGAACUACUGGAUCCGAGGAGUUCUGUCUUUAGCCAUGAUCUCUGGCUUCUUCCUCAUCAUCUACAUGGGACCCGUCGCUCUCAUCCUCAUCGUGAUGACCGUGCAAAUCAAGUGUUUCCAUGAAAUCAUCACCAUCGGAUACAGAGUUUACCGCUCCUACGAGCUGCCUUGGUUCCGGACACUCAGCUGGUACUUUCUGAUUUGUGUCAAUUACUUCUUCUAUGGUGAAACGGUGGCGGAUUACUUCGGGGCUCUGGUGCAGAGGGAGGAGCCUCUGCAGUUCCUGGCCCGUUAUCACCGCUUCAUCUCCUUUGCCUUGUAUCUGGCAGGUUUCUGCAUGUUUGUGCUGAGUUUAGUGAAGAAACAUUACCGCCUGCAGUUUUAUAUGUUUGCUUGGACCCAUGUGACCCUGUUGAUUGUGGUAACUCAGUCCCACCUUGUCAUUCAGAACCUGUUUGAAGGGAUGAUCUGGUUUAUAGUCCCCAUCUCCAUCGUGAUCUGCAACGACAUCAUGGCCUACCUGUUCGGCUUCUUCUUUGGCAGGACUCCACUCAUCAAGCUCUCACCCAAGAAGACCUGGGAGGGCUUCAUCGGGGGCUUCUUCUCCACCGUGGUCUUUGGCUUCAUUCUGGCCUACCUGCUGGCUCAGUUCCAGUACUUUGUGUGUCCCGUCGGCUUCAACAGUGAGACCAACGGCUUCACGGUGGAAUGUGAGCCCUCGGACAUCUUCGUGAUGCAGGAGUACACUCUGCCUGCCGCUGUGCAGAACUCCCUCAACUGGAAAAACGUGAACCUGUACCCCUUCCAGAUCCACAGCAUCUUCCUCUCCUCCUUCGCGUCUCUCAUCGGGCCGUUCGGCGGCUUCUUCGCCAGCGGAUUCAAGCGAGCCUUCAAAAUCAAAGACUUUGCCAGCACCAUCCCCGGCCACGGCGGCAUCAUGGACCGCUUCGACUGCCAGUACCUCAUGGCCACCUUCGUACACGUCUACAUCGCCAGCUUCAUCAGGGGUCCGAACCCCAGCAAGGUGCUGCAGCAGCUGCUGAUGCUGCAGCCGGAGCAGCAGCUCAGCAUCUUCCACACGCUGCACUCCCACCUGAGAGAGCGCGGCAUGCUGCCCCCCGCCGCCGGCUCCACGCAGCCCACCGAGUGACCGGACCACGUGCGCAGAAGUGGGUGUGAGAGGUCAAAAAAAUAUAUAUAUAUAAAAAAACAAGCAUGCGCACACACACACGCAGAAACAUCUCCAUCAACACACCGAUCGACCAUCGUCAUCCUGUCGGCUCCUCAUUCAGACUCUCUGAGGAGAAGGUGUAGUGUAAAGAAAACAAAAAACAAAUCCAAACCGGACUGAUUGCUUUGGGGGUCUUCAUCCUGAGACCUCAGAGUGAGAUGAGGACGGUGAAGCACACGGCUGCUUCCUCUCUGCACCCACAGAAUUUGCACUGACUUCAGCUGGAGGGAGAAACUGUUUAAAGAAGCUUCCACCAGCAGGAACUCGACCCCCUCUGUUCAGGGGGUGUUGUGGGGGUGUCGGUGGUCCCAGUGGUCCCGGACCGCCGCCAGCAGACUGAGGACGCUCGUCUUUCUGCGUUUGGGUGAAGCUUUAAGACACUGUUUCCUGGACGGGAUGUUCAUCCUCCACCUCCUCCACCUUUAACCUGUAGCUUCCAGUAAAACCUGCACAGACCCUGACCCCCCCCGACCCCCCCCGGUAGGCAUGCUAACACCAAUCACUCGGCACUGGAACGAAUGUACUGUACAUAAAUAUAAAGAACAUAUUUAGCAGAUAACUUAUAUAUAUGCAUAUAAGUACUUAUGCAACCUGCUGCCGGAAAAGAAAAAAAAAACAAACUCUGAGAAAUGAUAUGCAACAAAAAAAAAAGAAGCAUUAACUCAUUUGUAGCUUUUAGCAUGAACAAAUUUGAACAGCUAGCUAGUUUUUUGCUCUGAGUUAGCUGCUUGUUUAGAGGUUUUUCUGGGUGUGAUUUCACUGGAGAUCGCAAAGAAAAGGAAUGAGAAGAAAUGUGGGGAAUAUAAUCAGUUCUUUACUUUUAUUUCUGAGGGAUUUUACCCACCAGGGGGCGUCACGAAAGAACCACAUCAUGUAGCGCUGCAGCUAGGUUUUAGCAUCGGGAGUUCGUUUACCAGCCGUGAUUUUAAUCUAGACUUGUGCUCCAAAGAAAUAUGUAUCUUUCAACUUUUGUUUAUGCCAUGAAUCGACAUCAAUAGACUCUUUAUUAAAUGUUUCAUUCUAGCAACAAAUUUAUCUCGGCUCAUCUGAAAAAAUAUCAAUACUGUAAAGUUAAGUAAUGUAUUUAUCACGCAGGCAAAAAUAACUUUUUAAUUUUGUCCCCAAAGUAUUUUGCUUACAUAUUUUGUUCAUGAUUCUAAACAUUUGUAGUCUUCUCAAUAGUACCUUUUCUUAAAAAAAAAAGAAAAAUUUUUCACAGUGAAUGAAGGCUUUGAUCAGUUAUCUGGUGGGAACCAUUUAAGCACAGAAGCAGCUUGCAGUUGUUCUGUAACGCGGAUAAAUCCUUUUUUUUUUCUUUUCGUGACGUCCUGGUUGAGUAAAGGCUCUCAGACUGUUUUCACACUGUUCCUCCGUUCGAACCAAAGCACACAAACAAACCAGAAAGUUUGACGGUGAAACCAGCAACGGAGCAAUAUUGGGUUUUAAAUGGAGGCUGUAGCUUUUGUGAAUCUGAAAAACAGAUCAGAAGCUGCAGGUUGUAGUUUUCUAGACUAGUGCAAACUGUAAAAUAUUUAAAGACGUUCUAACUGAACGCUCGCCACGGCCUUGCAGUACCGCUCUCCACCACACGGCGGAGCCUCAUCUAAUACUAGCUAGCUAUCAAACUGUUCCUGGCUCACCGGCGCCACCCACUGCACAAAAUAUUAAAUCGAGCAGCAGGGAGCGCCAGUUUUCACAUCUGUCUCAAAAAAAAAAAACAAAAAACAAACCUGCAAAGGCGUGAGCUUGUAAUAAUGUGAGUUUAUUUCACUUUGGGGUCCUCAGAGUUUGGUUUGAAAUAUGAUUCUUUUUCCCUUUCAGGGUUUUUAGAUCAGUUCAAGGUUCUGUGAUUAAGUUUGAAUGUAGUUUGUUAAACAGAGUGUUAUCGAUGAUAACUUUAGGUUUGAUUACGUGUGUGUAUAUAUAUCGUACGGUACGUACACAUGUUUUUGAGUAUCUAGAAUAUUUGGGAAGGGUUUUUUUUGGGUAAUAUAGCAUCUUAUGCAAGAGGAAGUUUGACGGUUUGGAAUGAGGGUGGGAUCAUGCGGAGUGAGUGGCGUUGAACCGAUGAACCGUCGCAACGUUCAGAUGAUCCGACCCGACCAGGCUGCGUCUCAGAUCACUUCAUUCAGGAGCCGUCACAACACGUGUGCACGUGCUCGUGCACGGCCACUACAAAUUUAAGAUGCAUUCACCAGUUUGGAAGUGAAAAUGUCCAAUUUGACAUGCAGAAAAAAUGAAAAUUCAAAACGUUCCUCUAACUGUUCAGCGUCAGAAUGUUAAAAAUCAGAGGCUAACUUAAUGUUUGACAGUUUUCUGCUCGUACGAUGUUUGAUGAGGUUCAUGAGUCAAACUAAAAUCGGAUUUAUUGGUUUUAAUGAGAAAAAAACCCCUCAUUUCACAGCCAAACUAGAAUUACUGAAUACUUUAAGAUUCUGGUGAAUGUUCAGCUCGAAGUCCCUUAAUCUGCGCUGUCGCUGCUCCUGGAGAUCAGUUCAGGACUCAUAUCGGCAAACGGAAGGAGGCGAUUUGAGACGCAGCUCUGAUGUUUGCUGAGGAAUAAAAUAAAGAAACGUUUACCAAAGCACUGAUCAACACUGGUUCUGUUGUGUGAGUGAAGAAGCUCCAGGAGGAGGAGGAGGAGCGUCUGGAGCCGCGCUGCAGAGCUGGCGUUAGCUAGCGUUAGCUGACAUUAGCCUGGGCAGCCUCAUGUGCAAUGUGAGCUCACAGAAUGUCACUUUCACACUUCUGUUCUAAUUUAUUUGUUGAGUUUGUGUUUUUAUUUCUCCUAGAAGUGCAUUUUUUUUUGUGUGGAAAUCCUGGUGUGAGCUGGGCGGGGGGUUUAGGGGACCAGCUGUAACCGUACUGUAGAAAACUCUAACACACACACACACACACACACACACACACACACACACACACACACACACACACACACACACACAUACACACACACACAAUUGAAAUGGUACGUUACAGUGAUC
This is a messenger RNA of Salarias fasciatus (jewelled blenny), 4653 nucleotides long. It is a transcript of the gene cds1, whose product is annotated as CDP-diacylglycerol synthase (phosphatidate cytidylyltransferase) 1. The transcript has 13 exons. The coding region runs from base 212 to 1588 and encodes 458 amino acids. The record is from RefSeq and is a predicted model, not a curated record. NCBI's taxonomy places the organism in Eukaryota, Metazoa, Chordata, Actinopteri, Blenniiformes, Blenniidae. Gene Ontology annotation, cellular component: endoplasmic reticulum membrane. Gene Ontology annotation, molecular function: phosphatidate cytidylyltransferase activity.